AUGGAGAUGUGUAUCGGAGAAGACAAUUUGCGUCAACAGAUAAAAAGAAUGGAUAAACUGUCAGAGUUGAAGAGGAAACUGAGAGCCUAUCAAUAUCUGGAGAACCUUCGCAAUGAAGUCCUUGCUGACAGCCUGUUCAGAACAGAGGAGAAGAUGGAGAGACAACAAGAGGAGCCAGUAAGCGAGAGCCGACGCGUCAUCAUCUUCGCAAAAAUUGAAGCACAGAUACUGAAAAGAAUUCUUCCAAGCAACAGAAAUGCCGUAUUGGUUGUUAAAUGGAUGAAAAUCAUCAAAGAGCACCAUCAGAAAAUAGCUGAUGUCCAUACAGAGCUGUCGAGAAAAAUCCAACAGCACGAUAGCGAUUCCUUUGAAAAAAUCUCCAGAGACCUAGAGGAUAAGAAUCAACCUAACACCCUUUCAAAGAAGGAAAAGGAGAAACAAUUUGAGCAAAUGACAGACAAAAGGAUGAUCUUGAUCCACAAGAUUCAGGUGGAUUUGUUGAGAACAAUGCUACCAAGUGACGGAACUUCAAAAAUGGCUAUAAAAUACAUGAGAGUUAUCCGAGAUAACCACGAGAUGAUGUUGACUGUACAAAAGGAACUGCUCAAACAAUUAGAGAAAAGAGACGACAAUUCAUUCGCGGACUCCUUCAGGAAUCUAGAGAACCUUAACCAAAACAAAUGGAACGCCACAUUAGAUGCCUGGGUCAGGGAGAAGAGAAAUCAGAUUGUAUUCUUCAUUCUUGUAGACCAAGUGAGGAAAAUGAGGACAAGAAGAUGUCCACAAAUGGCUGGGAAAAUGAUGAAAAAACUUCAAGACCGCCACUUAGAUCUGAAAAAUCUUCAGGAGGAACUUAUGAAAAGGGUAAAUGAAAGAGAAAAAAUUCGUCAAGCAAAGAAAAUCAUUGAAGAAGAGUUGUUGAUGGAAAUAAACAGGAAAGAGGAAAUGACAAAAAGACGAAAAAUGCUCCAGAUGGAAUUGAUGAGCUACCACUUCGAGAGAACUGUCGAAGAAGAUACGCUCUUUAUUCCUCGGAAGUUAUUCUUGACCGGUGUAGAAACCUUCAAGACCGUCCCAGAGCUCGAUGAUGCACCUAGAGAUGUGAAUGAGAGAAAAGAUGGACCGUCAGCCAGUUUUUCCUACGAAGAUCAACCCCAGCCACAGUCACAGCCGAAGAAAGGGACAAAGGCAAAACUCACUUUGAAGAGCCGUAUCAAGAGAAUUUUCGGGUUCCGUUAACCAAACGAAAACCCUGUCAUUGUCUGAAUGAAGAAAGCAUCCCUGAAGCUUUAAAAUUCCAUUUAUUAAGCUUUAUAAAGUAUUGAAAAAUAAAAAUUUAUA
Magallana angulata is the source of this 1341-nucleotide messenger RNA. RefSeq lists its product as uncharacterized. NCBI's taxonomy places the organism in Eukaryota, Metazoa, Mollusca, Bivalvia, Ostreida, Ostreidae. The record is from RefSeq and is a predicted model, not a curated record. Bases 1 to 1239 code for a protein of 412 amino acids. The transcript has 21 exons.